UGAGCGUUGGAGGGUUGGGAGGGGACGCAAGCAGCUGAGUCCGUAAAAGAAGUGACCGCUAGCUUCAUGUCAACCAUACAGGCGUUACUGAACUAGCAAGAGCGGAAAUCUUUCCCAGGGAAGAAGGAGAGGGAGAGACAGAGGGAGAGUGAGGGGGGUCGCUGGAAGGGAUACUGGACUGCAUUUCCCUAACUUUGAACCGACUAAAUAUUAAUAUCGGUUUGGGUUUUACCUAUUUUUAAGAAGCUCGGGAAUAUCAGCUGUUGGAAGGUUAACGUGAGCUAGCCACCGCCAUCUCCUCUCAGUCGGAGCGACCGUGUCUUCCACACCAUGGGGAACGCUGCCACCGCCAAGAAGGGCAACGAGCUAGAGAGCGAGACUUUUGCCUUCUCCCAAACUGUAUCAAGUGAUGCACAAGAUGCUCAGACAAACUGCCCCUUGAAAGAGUUUCUAGCCAAAGCCAAAGAAGAUUUCUUACGGAAAUGGGAAUGCCCACCACAGAGCACAACGUGCCUAGAUGACUUUGAAAGAUUAAAGACCCUGGGUACCGGCUCAUUUGGAAGAGUCAUGCUGGUGAAACACAAAGGAACAGAGCAAUACUUUGCUAUGAAAAUACUGGACAAGCAGAAGGUGGUGAAACUCAAGCAAAUAGAACACACACUAAACGAAAAGAGGAUAUUACAGGCUGUGAGCUUUCCUUUCCUCGUCAAACUUGAGUAUGCGUUUAAGGACAACUCCAAUUUGUACAUGGUGAUGGAGUAUGUUCCAGGAGGAGAGAUGUUCUCACACCUAAGACGAAUUGGAAGGUUCAGUGAACCACAUGCACGUUUUUAUGCCGCUCAGAUAGUGCUGACAUUUGAGUACCUCCAUUCACUAGAUCUCAUAUACAGAGAUCUGAAACCUGAGAACCUUCUCAUUGACCACCACGGCUACAUUCAGGUGACAGACUUUGGAUUUGCGAAGCGGGUAAAAGGCAGGACCUGGACGUUGUGUGGGACACCGGAGUACCUGGCACCAGAAAUCAUUCUCAGCAAAGGCUAUAAUAAAGCUGUGGACUGGUGGGCUCUUGGAGUCCUCAUCUAUGAAAUGGCAGCUGGCUAUCCUCCAUUCUUUGCAGACCAACCCAUUCAGAUCUAUGAGAAGAUCGUGUCUGGGAAGGUACGAUUCCCGUCCCACUUUAGCUCGGACUUGAAGGACCUGUUGAGAAAUCUGUUGCAGGUGGAUCUGACCAAACGUUACGGCAACUUGAAGAACGGCGUCAACGACAUCAAGGGCCACAAAUGGUUUGCCACAACAGACUGGAUCGCAAUCUACGAGAGAAAGGUGGAGGCCCCGUUCAUACCAAAGUGCAGAGGCCCAGGGGACACCAGCAACUUUGACGACUACGAGGAGGAGGAAAUCCGCGUUUCUUUAACAGAAAAAUGCGCAAAGGAGUUUGCAGAGUUUUAGGAUGCGAGAACAUGGAUAAAUCAGGGAAAUAAGAGGAUCUUUGCACUCUUCUAAAGACUUGGGAUGGAGCAGAGACCAUCGUUUUUUCAGAUCUACUUCAUAGUCUUUUCAUUCCAUAAGGCUGAAUGAGGUCGCCAUGAUCCUUGGGUGCCGAUAACCUUUCACUGUCACGUACACCUGCGUAUUAAAGCAGACACACCACAUUUUUCUUUUUUUGUACCUACCCACUUUUUUUUUUUUUUUACUUUGACACAUAUUGUCUUGGAUGUUGUUAUCCCCUUUUAAAAUGUGAUAUUUUUAUGAGGAAAAACUGAGACAAUUACCAAUAAUAGUCCACACAUUGUAACUGACUUGUCUAUGGCCAUUCCCUCCGGUCGUUGGUGGUGUAUAUUUAAUGGUCCGUUACAAGUCCACAUCACAUUGGCUAUUGUAAAAUUCUGGCCAGCUUUCAGAGGUAGCAUUCGUCCUAUGUGCAUAUCUGUCAGUUUUGUAAGACAUUUGAACACGUUGAGUGUUGAAAGCAUGUCCAAAAUUUGAAAACGUUGGGUGACUCAAGAAGAGAAGUCCUGUCCUUUCUUUGCUUUUUGCUUAGAGAGCCAAGUCCUCAUACCCCCACAGAAGCAUCCAUUCUCUGUCUUCUUGGUAUUCUGACCCAGGCACCGCAAGCCAGUGCAGAAAAUGACAAACCUUGUUACAUUGGUCAAAUGCAAAUCAAGUUGUUUGUUUGAUCCUUAUGGAUCCGUUUGUUACAUGUAAAAUUUGGUAUCUAUUAUUUUGUCGCUGUGUCAAACAUUAUAGUCAUUAUCUGCCUAUUAAGACCCUUUUGUUAUGAGUCAGUGGAACAAUGGGACUUCAGUAAAUGCUAAAAGAGUGAAGUGAAAUCCUUUUUAGGAUUUUUAUCGAGUGUAACGUUAAGUUGAGAAGGUCAGUGUGAAUAGUGUUGUGGCUUUGUGCCUCAACACUGUCAGUGAAACCUAAAAUAAAAAUGUGUAAUGUAUUAAAUCAAUUAUGCUUUAAAAUUUUAGGAAACAGGAACGCAAAGCUAUGGUAAACAUAUUUACCAUAUUCUCCCUGUUAACACCCUCGAACAGAUUUUUGUUUCAUUCUUAUUAAAGAAUGUAGAUUUGCAACUUAUAGGUAUGCAUAUUUGAAAGCUUUAUUUCAAAGUAAAGUUUUCCUCACAAUACACUGGCUAAGUAAAGGCUGCUCCUUAAUAUCACAUCUAA
Messenger RNA from Etheostoma cragini (Arkansas darter), 2675 nucleotides. RefSeq names its product protein kinase, cAMP-dependent, catalytic, beta b (gene prkacbb). The record is from RefSeq and is a predicted model, not a curated record. The transcript has 12 exons. Gene Ontology annotation, biological process: peptidyl-serine phosphorylation. Gene Ontology annotation, molecular function: ATP binding; cAMP-dependent protein kinase activity. NCBI's taxonomy places the organism in Eukaryota, Metazoa, Chordata, Actinopteri, Perciformes, Percidae. Bases 331 to 1449 code for a protein of 372 amino acids. Gene Ontology annotation, cellular component: cAMP-dependent protein kinase complex; nucleus.